Fonsecaea erecta is the source of this 852-nucleotide messenger RNA. RefSeq lists its product as hypothetical. The coding region runs from base 1 to 852 and encodes 283 amino acids. The record is from RefSeq and is a predicted model, not a curated record. Gene Ontology annotation, cellular component: intracellular anatomical structure. Lineage: Eukaryota; Fungi; Ascomycota; Eurotiomycetes; Chaetothyriales; Herpotrichiellaceae. Gene Ontology annotation, molecular function: oxidoreductase activity, acting on NAD(P)H, oxygen as acceptor. The transcript has 5 exons.
AUGUCGACAGAGAACACUGCUCCAGCCACCAAGCUCGGAGCUUCCAGCGAAGAUGCCUUCCGGACGAGGUCAAUACAAGAUCUGAUGUCUCUGAAGGGCAGGGUCACCGUCGUCACUGGGGGAGCACGAGGCAUUGGCCUAGCCCUGGCCAGGGGUGCUGCAGAGCUAGGAAGCAAUGUCGCCGUUCUCGAUAUCCUCGAGAAGCCAUCCGAUGCUUUUCUUGAUUUUGAAAAGGAACUGGGUGUGACGGCCAAAUAUUACCGAACAAGUGUCACAGAUCCGGAUGGCCUAACUAGAAGUUUCGACGCCGUGGUGAAAGAUUUCGGUCGGAUAGACAACUGCGUCACGGCGGCGGGCAUCGUGCACGAUAAGCCAUUCCUGGACACAACUUGGGAUGAAGGUGCCAGGAUUCUCGAAGUCAAUGUGAUGGGCACAAUGCUCAGUGCGCAACUGGCGGCCAAACAAAUGCGAGCCCAGAAUACCGGAGGGAGCAUUGUGAUGAUAGCGUCGGUGACAGUUCAAACCGCCCUGCCAACGCAAAGACUGAACAUAUACGCUGCCUCCAAAGGCGCAGUCAAGUCCCUUUGUGGACAGCUGGCAGUGGAGCUUGCACCAAUGGGAAUUCGAGUAAACACAGUAUCCCCUGGUUUCAUCGCCACGGAGAUGACAAAAGGGUUGGCUUUAACAAGGCCUGAAUUGCUGACGGUGUUCAAGUCUGCACCGCCAAUGGGGAGGAUAGGUGACCGUGCUGAUCUCAAGGGCGCCGUCGGAUAUCUUCUGAGUGAUGCAGCGGCGUAUACCACCGGUGCCGAUGUCCUCGUUACUGGCGGUGUGCAUGCCGGUCAAUUGUAG